Molecule: messenger RNA, 1741 nt
Organism: Anopheles bellator
Lineage: Eukaryota; Metazoa; Arthropoda; Insecta; Diptera; Culicidae
Exons: 2
Coding region: 16-1497 (493 amino acids)
Source: RefSeq, a predicted model, not a curated record
UCUCGUCGCAUCGGAAUGGCGGCACCGUUGUUGAAGGUUGCUCUCGCGUUGCUGCUGCUCGGUGUUGGCCGGCUGCACGGGGAACCGUUUUUUGGCAACAACUACGUAAUACCGCAGGGUGCCCGGCUGGCCAGUGCAGCCAACGGCGUCGUCCGCAAUCUGGAGGCAGCCCAAACGCAGGUCCGAGGAUAUCUGAUCAAUCCGACCGCUUCGGAAUUUCUGAGAACCGGGGCCACGGCGUUCCGUGAGUACGUCGGCAACACGACGGCGGUGUUGGGCCAACUGUUCCGCGAGGUAGCUCAGGUUACGACGGAUCGCGUCACGGCACCGGCCGUCGUGUUUACGCGGCUAAAUCUGUCGCUGCAGGCCGUGGCCACGUGGAACCAGAACGUGACCCAAUCGCUAGCCGUCCUCCAGCAGGCGUUCGACUACGAUCAGAACAACAACACGGCCGAGUUCUUUCGAUCCUGGCGCGAUGCCAUCGGUGAGAACGUCAACGAUCUGGCAGCGGAACUGAGGCAACUGGGUCAGCACAUUGCGGCGAUCGGUGGUCAGUCGCUCAACACCCAGCAGUUCCUGCAGGCCAUCUCGGCGGACGGAACGCUGCAGCGACUGCAGGACGUCGUCGAAGCUGCGGUCCGCCUCUCGACGGACUACUCGUCCGGUGUCACGAAAGUGGUGACCGCUGUCCGGGCGGCUAACGAUUUUCAAUCACGGGCCUACUCACUGAUCCGCUCGAACCAGGGCUUUAUCAACACGGCCGUCGAUCGGUAUAGUGCCGCAUCGAACGCAUCCUACGGGCGGUUCCUGGCGGCGGCCGAUUCACUCGUCACCCACCUGAAGGACACCAACCAGAGCUUCGUGUUCCGCUGGCCACUGCUGUUCAGUGGCGAGGUCCACGAGAAGCUGAACCUGCUGAACCAAUCGAUCGAUCAUCUGACCGGCAACAUUAUGCUCCGUACGCUGACCGUGGCGGGAGAGCUGGUCAAAACGAGUGCCCUCUUCAAGACCGGCGACAACCCACUGGCGUACCUGCGCGAUGAAGCCGAUCUGCUUACGCGCAUCCUGCUCGAUGUACUGUACGGGGACAACUACUGUGCUUCGGCGUUCAUUACGCCGUUCAACGCACUACCGGCCCAGGUGAACAACCUCGUUGGGGCCUGCCUGACGGAACAGACGAACCUCGAGAGCCAGGGCUCCUCGCAGCUCGUAUCGAUCGCCAACAACUUCCUGCGUCCGUACGUCACGACGGUGUACGGCCGGCUCAACAUCUGCUUCCAGCAGCCGUUCGACAAAAUGACCGAAUGUUUGGACAAUAUCGUGGCAACGAUCGACUUCCGGGGACAGUUUUUCCUGCUCGACGUCGCCAGCCAGCAGUUCUUCGAGCAGGUCCAGGAGGACCUACCGACCUGCAACGAUCGGGUGCUGGAGCUCGUUCGCAAUGCGGGGUUGCGCGAGAACUGCGGCCUUCACGCUGAGACGCCGGCGCCGGAGUGAGUGCUGGACCCCCAAAAGCGUCCCAAGAAAUUCCCUGUUCUUCGUCCGAUUUAGAUUUUAUUUCUUUGACCAACGGUUUCGGAAGCGCGUUCGCUUCUUGCUGUAGAUACACAUCUCCUGGAUGUUGUGGUAGUUCAGGAAGUACCCAUUCUGCGCCACACAGUUGUUGAAGCUGUUCUGUAUCUCGCCGUCGACGAACGAUUCGACCUGCUUGGCCGCGUUAUAAAUCCUACCGUUGGCCCAA